CUGUCAUUCGCUUUCCGUUCGUCUGCUCGCGAAUCGCCGAUUCUCCCACACAAAAACUCGUCGCAGCACAUCGCGGUGUUUUCGUUUUCCAUUCCGAUACUGUCCAGAGUGAAGAGAAGUGAGAAGUUUGAUUUUCCUUCGCCGGAUUUUGUACUUGAACUUCCGCCGGUUUGCAAACAGAAUCGUAAAGAAGCAGUAUGGCUCUCCGUUUGUUCCGCCUCAGCCAGGAUGUGGUAACUCCAAUCAUCAAACGCGGAUGUGCGGCGUCCGCAUUCGAGCUGCAACAUAAGAACCCACUGCAGCGCAAGGUCGAAAAGAUCCCCAAGGCCCACUAUGGAGGACGGCACACGGUCACGAUGCUUCCGGGCGGUGGCAUCGGUCCGGAACUGAUGAACUACGUCAAGGAGGUGUUCCGGUUUGCCGGAGUGCCGGUUGAUUUCGAAGUGGUGGACAUUGACCCGGCCAGCGAGGGUAACGAUGACCUGGAGUAUGCCAUCACCUCGAUCAAGCGAAAUGGCGUCGCCCUGAAGGGAAACAUCGAAACCAAAUCGGAAGCCACCGGGAUCAUUUCCCGUAAUGUGGCCCUCCGAAACGAGCUGGACUUGUAUGUGAAUGUGUUGCACUGCAAGUCGUUCAACGCGAUUCCCGCCCAUCACCAGAAUGUGGACGUGGUGAUCAUUCGGCAGAACACCGAGGGCGAGUAUGCCAUGUUGGAGCACGAGAGCGUGAGGGGAGUGGUCGAGAGCAUGAAGGUGGUCACGGUGGAGAACGCGGCUCGGGUGGCACGGUAUGCGUUUGAGUUUGCCCGGGCCAACAACCGGAAGAAGGUGACCACCAUCCACAAGGCCAACAUCAUGAAGCUGGCCGAUGGGCUGUUCCUGAGCGUCGCCCGGGAGGUUGCCAAGGACUAUCCAGACAUCCAGCACAAUGAUAUGAUCAUCGAUAACUGCUGCAUGCAGCUGGUGUCCAAUCCGCACCAGUUCGAUGUGAUGAACACCACUAACCUGUACGGCAGUAUUACUUCGAAUGUGUUGUGUGGAUUGGUUGGCGGUGCGGGGCUAUUCUCGGGAAGGAACUACGGUGAUCAUUUCGCCGUCUUCGAGCCCGGCACCCGUAACACCGGUACGGCCAUCGCCGGCAAGAACAUUGCCAACCCGAUCGCCAUGCUGAACGCAGCCGUGGACAUGCUGUACCACCUGGGACACAACUACCACGCCGACUGCAUCUCCGAUGCCAUCCACAAGACAAUCGAUGUCGAUGGUGUCCACACUCCAGAUUUGGGUGGACAAAACACCAGCACGGAGGUGGUCCAGAACGUCCUGCAGCACCUGGCCGAGAAGAGAACCUACUGAUUACGUUAAGCGAGGUAGAAUGCUCGCUCUUGUCCGCGCCAAGUGCACUUGAGUCUGUUUUUGUUUUAUUUAUAUUACGUUGCUAGGACUUCAUGAAAAAAUGAAAAGAAAGAAAAAAAAACUCCGGCACCCUCUCUCCUUUCUCUUCCCGCAACCGAAACGCGCUCCGGGUGCAGAGCAAAACAACUAGCUACCGUAUUUACCAUUGCGCUUCGCUCGCUUCGGCGUUGCGAGUUUGUUCGGGAAAAAGUUUUGUGCCUCCAUCAAAACACAAAACAGAAGAAGCGAAAAAAAACUACAAUGCAUAAAAUAUGUCGCCGUCCACCGUCGACCGUUGGAAAAUCUGCACAAGCAAAGUGCAAAGCAAGGAAGCGAAGCAAAAUUUCAUAAAUAAAUCAUCGCACCGGGAAAUCAGAAAAUCGGAAAAUCACAACCCACCGCCCUCUGCCAUCGAAGUAAGCUUUGCCGCAUGGCGAACGCACAGCUGGUUGUCAGGGAAACCCAAGAUGGAUGGCGGUGGUGAUUGCCCAGUGUCGUCGGUUUGAGGUAAUCUUGCGACGUAAAUUGGCUCCACUUGAAAUUUUUAGAGUCGAUUUCCCAGAGAUUUCUGGCGAGAUCUGGCGAUCUUUGCGUUUGUGCGAGAGGUGCAAGUAUUGUUUUUGGCAUCGAAUCUUUUGCAAAAAGUUAAGGAAAUACGUUUCAAGUACUUAAUCAUCCAGUCGGUAGAGAUAGUCAAUAAAUUUAAGAGGAUUAUCA
Molecule: messenger RNA, 2108 nt
Organism: Aedes aegypti (yellow fever mosquito)
Lineage: Eukaryota; Metazoa; Arthropoda; Insecta; Diptera; Culicidae
Gene: Idh3g
Product: isocitrate dehydrogenase [NAD] subunit gamma, mitochondrial
Exons: 5
Coding region: 198-1352 (384 amino acids)
Biological process (GO): tricarboxylic acid cycle; isocitrate metabolic process
Cellular component (GO): mitochondrion
Source: RefSeq, a predicted model, not a curated record